Astyanax mexicanus (Mexican tetra) is the source of this 2345-nucleotide messenger RNA. RefSeq names its product negative elongation factor complex member A (gene nelfa). The record is from RefSeq and is a predicted model, not a curated record. The transcript has 11 exons. Gene Ontology annotation, biological process: negative regulation of transcription elongation by RNA polymerase II. Gene Ontology annotation, cellular component: NELF complex. Lineage: Eukaryota; Metazoa; Chordata; Actinopteri; Characiformes; Acestrorhamphidae. The coding region runs from base 42 to 1670 and encodes 542 amino acids.
CCUGUUAAAAUGCCUGCUCCGAUUCUCCGUCUCUCUCCAAGAUGGCGUCGAUGAGGGACAGCGACACCGGCCUGUGGCUUCAUAAUAAACUGGGCUCCACGGACGAGCUGUGGACGCCGUCCAGCAUCGGAUCUCUGCUAACGGUGUCGGUCAUCGACAACAUACGGCUGUGUUUCUCCACGCUGUCGCCCGCCGUGAAGCUGAAGCUGCUGCUGGGCAUGCUGCGCCUCCCGCGCAGAACUGUGGACGAGAUGAAGGAGGCUCUUUCAGAGAUUAUUCAGUUAGCCACUGUUGACUCAGAGCCUUGGGUGCUGAUGGUGGCCGACAUCCUGAAAUCGUUCCCUGAGACCGGCUCCCUCAACCUGGACCUAGAGGAGCAGAACCCCAAUGUGCAGGACAUCCUGGGAGAGCUUCGGGAAAAAGUGAGUGAGUGUGAAGCAUCUGCUAUGUUGCCUCUUGAGUGUCAGUACCUGAAUAAGAGUGCCCUGACCACACUGGUGGGCCCCCUCACUCCCCCCAUCAAACAUUUCCAGCUUAAGAGGAAACCCAAGAGUGCCACACUGAGAGCUGAGCUCCUCCAAAAAUCUACAGAAACUGCACAGCAGUUAAAGAAAACAGCAGGAGUGCCUUUCCAUGCUAAAGGAAGAGGACUGGUCAAGAAGAUUGACACCACAACGCCACUAAAGGGGAUCCCCAAGGCACCAUUCCGCAGCCCCACAACCCCCAGCAUGUUCAGCCCUCCCAGUAACAGAACGCCCAUCGCCCCAGCCCGUACGCCCCUGCGCAAAGAGAGAGGAGUGAAGUUAUUAGAUAUUUCGGAGUUGGACAUGGUUGGAGCUGGCAGAGAAGCUAAGAGGAGAAGAAAGACAUUGGACACAGAAACAGGAGAGAAAGCAGCCAAAGAAGAGGCAGUGGUUGAGAAUGCUACCCCAGAUUACGCUGCUGGACUGGUAUCUACGCAGAAAUUGGGGGCUUUGAACAGCGAGAGCGCCCUGCCUUCCACCAGCUACCUCCCAGCCACGCCCAGCAUGGUGCCCUCCUCCUCAUACAUUCCCAGCUCAGAGACACAGCCAGCCAACGCAGGUGGUACAGGACGUGACCAGACAAACCGGCAGCCAGAGGAGGCCACAGCACCAGGUGCCGCUUCCACUACGCUACCGGGUCAGUUUAAACAGAGACCGCCUAUGUACAACGCCAGCACUGCCAGUCCCACAGCCCCUACGUCUCCCACCACACCCACCAGCACGCCCCUCAACAACGCCCCGGCUCCUGCUACCACAGCAACACAAGCAGACACAGCCACGCCUCCGCCUACAACCACAGCUCAGCCUACUCCUACACCAGCCCCUCAGCAAUCACAGCCCAAGAAGAACCUGUCGCUUACGAGAGAACAGAUGUAUGCUGCACAGGAAAUGUUCAAGACUGCAAACAAAGUCACUCGGCCAGAGAAAGCUCUUAUCCUGGGUUUCAUGGCGGGAUCAAGAGAGAAUCCAUGUCCAGAGCAGGGUGACAUCAUCCAGAUCAAACUGAGUGAGCACACAGAGGUUCUACCCAAAGCGGACGGUACAGGCAGCACCACCAUGCUGGUGGACACAGUGUUUGAGAUGAACUAUUCUACAGGCCAGUGGACACGGCUCAAAAAAUACAAGCCUAUUACCAACGCCUCGUGAAGCAGGACUGGGUUUAUACUCCCAACAAGACACACACAUACACACAUACAUACAUACACACAUACAUACAUACGUUCAUUUAUACACGCAUACCUACAAAAAUGAACACACAUGUAUAUUUACACACAUACACAACUACAUCACUAGAAGAAGACUGCUUUCCAACAAAACUACAUACAAGACACACAAAUCCACAUACAGACAAUUCAAGAACCUGCUCUGGAACAUGCAUACAUACAGUAUGUGGGCCAAAUUGUGAACGACUGGGACUAGGGCAACUUUUGAUGGGAGGGUUUUUGGGGGUGGGUUUAAUAGCAGUGAGGUGGACUUCCUGUUUUGGCUGAACUCACUGCCUGUCUCUCUGUGAUCCUGCAUUGCCAAAAGCCAGGGACCUUCUUUGUUAUUAUUUCCUUUUUGUUUUGUGCUUUUGUAAUAUGUUUCUCCGUUUUUAUGAUCCUUUGGGGAAAGAAAGUCCCCCCACAAGAUUCCAGAAUAUCGGUUACAAAUGGAACGAAGGUGGGAUCCUCGUUCGGGAACGCUUGAUCUUCUUUUAUUGACAGCUGUCAAUAAGGCAUCACAUGCUAUAAAUGGUGUCCAAACACAGGAAAUCGUGUCCAUCUGUUUCAGUGUGAGAAUGUAAGAAAACAAUUACAUUUGCAAAAAAAAAGAAAAGAA